This is a messenger RNA of Scylla paramamosain (green mud crab), 396 nucleotides long. RefSeq lists its product as uncharacterized. The transcript has a single exon. The record is from RefSeq and is a predicted model, not a curated record. NCBI's taxonomy places the organism in Eukaryota, Metazoa, Arthropoda, Malacostraca, Decapoda, Portunidae. The coding region runs from base 1 to 396 and encodes 131 amino acids.
AUGUAUGGGCUAGAAGCAGCACCUUUGAAGAAGAUUGAAGAGAGGAAGAUGGAUGUAGCGGAGAUGAAGAUGUUGAGAUGGAUGGUGGGAGUCAACAGAACAGACCGAAUUAGGAAUAAGUACAUAAGAGGAACGGUGAAAGUAGUUGAAGUCUCCAAGAAGAUCCAGGAGUCAAGGUUGAGGUGGUAUGGACACUUGAGAAGAAGAGUUGGCGAAGACCACGUAGGAAGGGAGAUCAUGGAAAUGGAGGUGGAGGGAGUUAGAAGAAGAGGACGGCCCAAAAGAAGAUGGAUUGACUGCAUAAACGGAGAUCUUGGGGAGAAGAAUAUAAAUCCAGAGAUGGCAAACAAUAGAAAUACGUGGAGAAGGCUCAUUCACAACGGCGACCCCGAAUAG